AUUUUAUUUUUAAGCGGAACAAAUUCUCUCUCCAAAAGCCUGUCCGAACAUAAAGUAAAAAAACACUCAACCUACAUUUCCCGCUCUACGACAUUCCGUUGGGCGGCUUCUCUGAAUUUUAUGCAAUCCGGAGGCCAGGGUUUCGAUUCCGUAGUUUUCUUUCCAGAACAGUAGCCUUGUGAGUGUCAGCUGCGAAAAUGUUCAUAAAGCAGGUGAUCAUUGAAGGUUUUAAAAGCUACAAGGAGCAGGUGGCAACAGAGCCAUUUAGUCCAAAGCAUAACUGUGUAGUUGGUGCCAAUGGGUCAGGCAAGACAAAUUUUUUUCAUGCGAUACGGUUUGUCUUGAGUGACCUGUUCCACAAUCUUCGUGCUGAAGAUAGACAAGCACUUUUACAUGAAGGAGCAGGCCAUCAAGUGUUGGCGGCAUUUGUGGAAAUUGUAUUCGACAACAGUGACAAUCGCAUUCCAGUUGACCGGGAAGAAGUACGCUUGCGUAGGACUAUUGGUCUGAAAAAGGAUGAGUACUUUUUGGAUAAGAAACAUAUCACGAAAACUGAAGUUAUGAAUCUUUUAGAAAGUGCUGGAUUUUCCCGAUCAAAUCCGUAUUAUGUUGUGCAGCAGGGAAAGAUAGCUUCGCUAACCUUAAUGAAGGAUUCUGAACGAUUGGAUUUGCUUAAAGAAAUAGGGGGAACUCGUGUAUAUGAAGAACGACGGAAAGAAAGUUUAAAAAUUAUGCAAGAGACUGAAAACAAGAGGAAGCAAAUUAUUGAAGUUGUUCAGUACAUUGAGGAAAGGCUAAAAGAACUUGAUGAAGAAAAAGAGGAGCUGAAGAAAUACCAGCAAUUGGACAAGCAGCGGAGAUCACUGGAGUACACUAUUUUUGAGAAGGAACUCCAAGAUGCAAAACAGAAACUUGAGGAGAUUGAAGAAGCUCGAGCUAAAGUAUCUGAAAAAUCAACUAGCAUGUAUAAUAGUGUUCUUGAGGCACAUGAGCGUUUCAAGACAUUGGAGAAAGAUCUGAAAAACUUAAGCAAAGAAUCUCAAGCUAUGACAAAGGAAAAGGAUGCUGCAGAGAAGCGGAAAACGGAAACAAUGAAAAGGCAUGCAAAAGUUGAACUGGAUGUUAGAGAUUUAGAAGAGAGAAUCAGUGGAGAAGGACGAAUGAAGGAAGAUGUAGCAAAGGAGCUAAAGAGCUUGGAAAAGGAAAUUCAGAAAUCAAGAAAAGAACUGGAAAAGGUUAGGCCCUUGCAUGAUCAGCAAUUGCUGGAGGAGGAGGAGAUAACUAGGGGCAUCAUGGAACGAGAGAAGCAGCUAAGUAUCUUGUACCAAAAACAAGGCCGGGCAACUCAAUUUUCAAGCAAGGCUGCUCGAGACAAAUGGUUGCAAAAAGAGAUUGAUGAUCUGCAGCGUGUACUUUCAUCAACUAUGGCUCAGGAACAAAAGCUGCGGGAGGAGAUAGAACAACUCAAUCAGGAGUUUGAAGAGCAGGAGAAAAGCAUAGAGGCUCGAUCAGUAGAACUGAAGGAACAAGAAUCUGAUAUUUCUAAGUGCCAAGGAGAGUUCGCUAGUUUGAAAAUUGAGAGGGAUGGAUUACAAGAGACUAGAAAGAAACUGUGGAAACAGGAAAAUGAACUCGCAUCUGAAAUUGAUAAGCUGAAAUCAGAAAUUGCAAAGGCAGAAAAAAGCUUAGAUCAUGCUGCUCCUGGGGAUAUAAGACGGGGCCUUAAUUCAAUAAGAAGAAUUUGCAGGGAUCACAGCAUCCCUGGUGUCUUUGGUCCAAUCUGUGAAUUGCUUGAUUGUGAUGAGAAAUUUUUCACUGCUGUUGAAGUGACUGCAGGAAAUAGCUUGUUUCAUGUUGUAGUUGAGUCAGAUGAGAUCUCAACCAGAAUUAUUAGAUACCUUACUGCUGAGAAAGGUGGAAGAGUGACUUUUAUGCCUUUGAAUCGUGUGAGAGCUCCGCAAGUUGCUUAUCCACAUAAUCCAGAUAUUGUUCCUCUUUUGAAAAAGCUAAAGUUCUCUUCACGAUUUGCGCCUGCCUUUUCCCAGAUUUUUGGGAGAACUGUCAUUUGUCGCGAUCUGGAGGUGGCUACAAAGGUUGCUCGAACUGAUUCAUUGGAUUGUAUCACUUUGGAAGGUGAUCAAGUGAGCAAAAAAGGUGGCAUGACAGGAGGCUUUUAUGACUACAGGCGAUCAAAAUUAAAGCUUAUGAACAUUAUUCGGCAAAAUACAAAGGCUAUCAAUUCAAAGCAAGAUGAACUUGCAAAAGUCCGGAGCUCUGUUCAAGAGAUAGACCAGAGGAUCACAACAAUUGUUGGUGAUCAGCAGAAAAUGGAUGCUAAAAGAGGUCAUCAUAAAUCUGAGUUAGAGCAGCUUAAGCAUGAUAUUGCUAAUGCAACAAAACAGCGCACAUCUAUCUCUAAGUCUCUUGAAAAAAAGAAAAAGCUUCUUGCAACUGCUCGUAACCAAAUUGAUCAGCUUAAAGCAGGCAUGGCCAUGAAACGAGCUGAAAUGGGUACAGACCUUAUUGAUCAGUUGACCCCAGAAGAGAAGGCUCUUCUUUCUCGUCUAAACCCUGAAAUUACACAGCUCAAAGAGAAACAUCUUAUGUGCAAGAGAGCUCGAAUUGAGACAGAAACAAGGAGGAGUGAACUUGAAACAAAUCUAUCAACAAAUCUUGUCAGGCGACAACAAGAGUUGGAAGCCCAACUUGCAAUUGCUGAUUCAGAAUCUUUGUCGACUGAGCUUGAGCUUAAAAGGCAGGAGCUACGAGAUGCAAAGGCAUCUGUUGAUGAUGCAACUCAGCAAUUAAAAGCAAUCACGGACCAAAUAGACAAGUACACAAAACAAAUAAGAGAAAUGAAAAGUGGAAAAGAUGAAUUGAAGGCUCUAGAAGACAAUUAUGAACGGACACUUCAGGAUGAAGCAAAAGAUCUUGAACAACUUCUGAAUAAAAGAAACCUUCUUCAGGGAAAACGAGAAGAAUUCAUGAAGAAAAUCCGCGACUUAGGUUCAUUGCCAUCAGAUGCAUUUGAAAAGAACAAGCGCAAGAAUUUAAAAGAAUUGCACAAAAUGCUUCACAAAUGCAAUGAGAACCUUAAAAAGUUCAGUCAUGUCAACAAGAAAGCAUUGGAUCAGUAUGUCAAUUUCACAGAACAAAGAGAAGAGCUACAUAAGAGACAGGCUGAGCUUGAUGCUGGUGAUGAGAAAAUUAGGGAAUUAAUCUCAGUGCUAGACCAACGUAAAGAUGAAUCUAUUGAGAGGACAUUCAAAGGAGUGGCCAAAAACUUUCGUGAAGCUUUUGCUGAGCUUGUACCAGGUGGUCAUGGUUCCCUAGUAAUGAAGAAAAAGAAGGCUGGUGAGGUCGACGAUGAUGAUCCUGAUGAUGAUGGAAAUCGAGAUAUGGACUCUGAUGCAAGGGUAGAGAAGUACAUUGGAGUCAAAGUGAAGGUAUCUUUUACCGGGCAAGGUGAGACUCAAUUAAUGAAACAAUUAUCUGGUGGUCAGAAAACAGUUGUAGCCUUGACACUGAUCUUUGCAAUCCAGCGGUGUGAUCCUGCUCCAUUUUAUCUUUUUGAUGAAAUCGAUGCAGCACUAGAUCCCCAGUACAGAACUGCAGUUGGUAAUAUGAUAAAACGACAGGCAGACACUGCAAGCACACAAUUCAUAACUACUACAUUCAGGCCUGAGCUUGUGAAAGUUGCAGAUAAGAUAUAUGGUGUCACACAUAAAAACAGGGUAAGCCGUGUUGAUGUGAUUAAAAAAGAAGAUGCACUAUACUUCAUUGAACAUGAUCAGAGCCACCAGCAAGAGUAAGAAAUGGUCCUUGCACGAAGGUCUGUAUAUUCUUCCAUACGUCGUGUACAAUUAUUUCAUUUAUGACAGUUGUUGUAUAACUAAACUAGAUUAGUCAAAUGAAAAGUUGUAAAGAAGCUCAAGUCGGAGCUUCUUAUUGCAUGUAAACUACAUCAUUAAUUUUGUCUGUAUGACAGACGAGUCAACAGUGUUUACAGUACAUUGGUUUGUACCAUAGUUUUUACAGUACAUGUAAUUUUCCCUUAGUUAGCAUUCCAUUAAACUAACAACUGAAAGUGUAUCCAGUAUGAAGCACCUCCAUAUUCACUUUUUGGAGCAUAGGCACUAUGGUAUCAAGGUUAAUUGCAUAACAGCAAUAAUUUCUCUGGGGCAA
This is a messenger RNA of Cryptomeria japonica (Japanese cedar), 4185 nucleotides long. RefSeq names its product structural maintenance of chromosomes protein 3. The record is from RefSeq and is a predicted model, not a curated record. Lineage: Eukaryota; Viridiplantae; Streptophyta; Pinopsida; Cupressales; Cupressaceae. Gene Ontology annotation, molecular function: double-stranded DNA binding; ATP binding; protein binding. Gene Ontology annotation, cellular component: chromosome. The transcript is spliced from 28 exons. Bases 198 to 3812 code for a protein of 1204 amino acids. Gene Ontology annotation, biological process: mitotic sister chromatid cohesion.